GGGGGGCUGCCCGGCUGGAGUCGGACGCCUGGGUCCCAUGCUUGCUCUAAGCGGGGUUGGAGCGGGAGCUUCCCUCCAGCCCCGAGGCAGGAUGCCGGAGCCAGACACCCGCUAUGAUGUGGGGCGCUGGGCCAGCGCCAGCCUGCGCACCCCUCCCACCAUGGCCACCCAGCCUCCUGCCCGGCCUGAGCGCCGGCGCCGCGGUGUCUUCAGCAAGGUGUGCGCCUGCUGCCGCUGCUGUGCUGGCCGCAAUGAUGAUGCUGACUGGGGCCCUGCACCCGGCGAGGUCCCUGGGGAGCGCCGUGCCGAACCCGUGGUGAGAGAGGGCAUGCUGGUGCUGAACACGGUGGAUCUGCAGAGCAUCCGCACGGGGGCCACGCGUCGCGCCCACCACACAAACGAGUACGAGUCGGAUGCACUGAUUGUGCGGCGGGGGCAGCCUUUCACCGUGCGCCUCGGCUUCCGCCAGCCCUACGACCCUGAGGAGCACCGUGUCUGCCUAGAGUUCCUUCUCGGCCCGACGCCACAGGUGGCUAAGGGCACCCACAUGCUGGUGCCGGUGGGCGCUGCAGGGACGCAGGGCUGGCAGGCCGAGGAGGUGGACAGCACGGGCACCACUCUCACAGUGCGGGUCACCUCGGCACCCACUGCCCCCAUUGGGUGCUACAGGCUGGGCGUGAAGACGCGGAGCCCUGCAGGGGAGUACGCUGCGCCCUUCGACCCCCGCCACCAGGUCUACCUGCUCUUCAACCCCUGGUGCUCCAGGGACUCGGUGUACCUAGACAAUGACAACUUGCUGGAGGAGUACGUGCUCAACGAGAGUGGGCGCAUCUUCUACGGCACUGACGCCCAGAUCGGCGAGCGCACCUGGAACUAUGGGCAGUUUGACCAGGGGGUGCUGGACGCCUGCCUGUACAUGCUGGACCGGCGUGGGAUGCCUCAUGCGGGUCGCGGGGACCCCAUCAAUGUCUCCCGCGUCGUGUCCGCCAUGGUGAACUCACUGGAUGACAAUGGGGUGCUGAUUGGCAACUGGACGGGCGACUACUCGCGUGGCACCAACCCAUCGGCCUGGGUGGGCAGUGUGGACAUCCUGCGGCAGUACCACCGCUCUCAACAGCCUGUGCCCUAUGGCCAGUGCUGGGUCUUCGCCGGCGUCACCACCAGUGUACUGCGGUGCCUGGGCAUCGCCACGCGCACAGUGACCAACUACAACUCCGCGCACGACACGGACGUCAGCCUCACCAUGGACAUCUACUUUGACGAGAACAUGAAGCCCCUUGAGAAGCUCAACGCUGAUUCAGUCUGGAACUUCCACGUGUGGAACGACUGCUGGAUGAAGCGCCCUGACCUCCCACCUGGCUUUGACGGGUGGCAGGUGGUGGAUGCCACCCCCCAGGAGACCAGCAGUGGGAUUUUCUGCUGUGGGCCCUGCCCCGUGGAAGCCAUCAAGAAUGGGCUGGUCUACCUGAAGUACGAUGCCCCCUUCAUCUUUGCCGAGGUGAACAGCGACAAGGUAUACUGGCAGCGCCAGGCCGAUGGCAACUUCAAAAUCGUGUACGUGGAGGAGAAUGCCAUCGGGCGCCUCAUCAGCACCAAGGCCGCGGGCUCGCACCAGCGCCACGACAUCACCCACCUCUACAAGCACCCUGAGGGCUCAGAGGCGGAGCGCAAGGCGGUGGAGACAGCAGCCCGCUAUGGCACCAAGGCACACGUGUAUGCAGGGCGCAGUGGCGGCGAGGACGUGGUGGUGAGCGUGGAGGCCACCGAAGCAGUGACGGGACAGGACAUGCACCUGAGUGUGGCACUGACCAACCGCAGCACCGGGCCCCGCUCCGUCAGCCUCAACCUGCACGUGGCCAUCACCUACUACACUGGUGUUGCUGGGCCCGUCGUCAAGCAGGAGCGCCGCCAGGUCGAGCUCCCGCCCAACGGAGCCCAGACAGUGCCCCUGGUGGUGUCGUACGCGGAGUACCAGCCGCACAUGGUGGACCAGUGCGCCAUGAAGCUGAGCGUGUCAGGGAAGGUGGCUGAGACCGGGCAGGUGCUGGCCAAGCAGCACAACUUCCGCCUGCGCACGCCUGACCUCACCCUCACGCUGGUGGGCCCAGCCAUAGUGGGGCAGGAGACCCAUGUCCAGAUCGUCUUCAAGAACCCGCUGCCUCAGACGCUGAAGGGGGCUGUCCUCCACAUGGAGGGUGCCGGGCUGUGCAGCCCCAAGACCAUCACCGUGGGGGACAUCGCCGGGUACCAGACGGUGCGGCUGCGCCAAAACUUCGUGCCCCUGCGGCCUGGGCGCCGCCAGCUGGCGGCCAGCCCGGGCAGCCCCCCGCUC
Molecule: messenger RNA, 2332 nt
Organism: Alligator sinensis (Chinese alligator)
Lineage: Eukaryota; Metazoa; Chordata; Crocodylia; Alligatoridae
Gene: TGM1
Product: transglutaminase 1
Exons: 15
Biological process (GO): peptide cross-linking
Molecular function (GO): protein-glutamine gamma-glutamyltransferase activity
Source: RefSeq, a predicted model, not a curated record